UCAGCCACAGCGCAGACACGCAGGAUUAGAGCUGUUCUUUAUCAAGGGGUGCAAAGCCUUUCUCUUUCAUCCUCCUCUUUUUUCACCCCUCGCUCUAUCAGCCCAUGCGUUGGACUCACUAAAACAGCCAGAGAGUCGGAGAGAGGAACAGGACGGACAAGAAGAGUGACGGAGCUGUGCCUUUAGAGAAAGAAGGGAAGAAAGAGAGAGAUAAGUGGAGAACAGGUAGCUACGCCUCGUAACAAAGGCGAAUGGACAUUUGAGAGCUGAGAUGUGGGGAAAAGUGAUAUGGAUUCCCUUCUCAUUGGUUGCUGCUGACCGUAGGACAGUAACUGGGUUACGUUUGACUGGGCAGUUUGAAGUGAGAGUGGCUCAGAAUGAAGUGAUGCAGUGAAACAGGAAGAGUGGAGUAAGAGGCGAGACCUGUAGCACAGCCAGAAAAGAAGGACAGAAGGAAAAGCAGGAGAAGGGAGACCCCUGAAAUCAGGGACAGUUGCAAUUGAGGAUUUCUCUGGACUUCGCAUCCAAACUGACCAACAUAACUGACUGAUUUCUUCACUGCCAUGGCAAACAUGUUUCUGAGCAGAAGGAACUUCAUGAUUAUCACGCUGUUGAUGUUAUUAACCCUGAUCGAGGGCCUGCUGGGAGAUAAAGGGGAGAAGGAUCUGAGAGUGAAAUCUCUGAGCAGAGUGAAGAGAGGAUGGGUUUGGAACCAGUUCUUUGUUCUUGAGGAGUACACAGAACAGAAACCUCUUUACAUUGGAAAGCUUCACUCAGACAUGGAUAAAGGUGAUGGUUCCAUCAAGUAUAUAUUGUCGGGUGAAGGUGCUGGUACUACGUUCACUCUGGAUGACAGCACAGGUGAUAUCCACGCCAUCCGGCGGCUGGACCGCGAGGUGAAGGCCCAGUAUGUGCUCCGGGCGCAGGCCAGAAACCGGGAGACGGGGCGCCCCCUAGAGCCUGAGUCAGAGUUUAUCGUGAAGAUUCAGGACAUCAAUGAUAAUGAGCCAAAAUUCCUGGAUGGACCAUACAGGGCAACCAUUCCGGAGAUGUCUCCAGUUGGCACUUACGUGAUCCGGGUGACAGCGGUAGAUGCCGAUGACCCGUCGUACGGUAACAGUGCACGGGUGGUCUAUAGCAUUCUGGAGGGACAGCCAUACUUCUCUGUGGACCCAAAAACAGGUGAUGUUCGGGUCUCUCUGGCUGAAAUGGACCGCGAGGUCAGAGAGCAGUAUCAGCUGGUUAUUCAGGCUAAAGAUAUGGAGGGUCAGCUGGGCGGUCUGGCGGGAACAACAACAGUCAAUAUCACGCUCAGCGACGUCAACGACAACCCGCCCAAAUUCACCCAAAAGCUGUACCAGAUGAGUGUUUUAGAGUCAGGUCCCGUGGGAUCAGUGGUGGGGCGAAUCCAGGCUAAAGACCGUGAUAUAGGCAUUAACGCCGAAAUGAAAUACAGCAUUAUCGACGGAGAUGGACGGGACUCCUUCGACAUUAGCGUCGAUGCCAGCAACCUAUACGGUGUCAUUACUAUUAAAAAGCCUCUGAACUUUGAAAGGAAGCGCAGCUACACUCUAAAGGUAGAGGGCUCUAACGCUCACGUUGACCCUCGCUUCGCAAAUAAAGGUCCAUUCAGUGACGUGACGAUCGUCCAUGUGAGCGUAGAAGAUGUGGAUGAAGCUCCAGAGUUUGACUCUCCGUUCUACUACGUAGAAGUUCCUGAAGAUGCUGAAAUCGGAACCGUGUUUAAAAUGGUCUCUGCCAGGGACCCUGACGCUGCAAACAACUCUAUAAGGUAUUCUAUAGAGCGUAUGAGUGAUCCUGAGAAGUUUUUCUACAUGGACAUUACCAGUGGGUCUCUGAUGACCUUACUGCCCUUGGACAGAGAGGAGGUCAGCUGGCACAACCUUACUGUGUUGGCCAUGGAGAUGAAUAACCCGUCAAAGAUCGGAAGCGUGUCUGUGGCCAUAAAGGUUCUAGACGUAAAUGAUAACCCACCAUCACUGACGCAGUACUAUGAGGCCUUUGUGUGUGAACAUGCGAAAGCAGGACAGCUGAUCCAGACAGUAACAGCAGUAGAUCCGGAUGAGCCCACCGGGGGGCAGCACUUCUACUACAGUUUAGCUCCUGAAGCAGCAAAUAACCCCAACUUUACACUGAGAGAUAAUCAAGAUAACUCAGCAUGGAUUUUAACCCGCCGUGGUGGCUGGUCAUCCCGGACCCAGAGUGUGUAUUAUUUGCCUAUUUUUGUGUCUGAUGGAGAUCAGCCCGCUCAGUCCAGCACCAGCACCCUCACUAUACGCGUGUGCAGCUGUGAUGCGGAUGGUAAUGUUUUAUCCUGCAACGCUGAAGCUUACACACUACCGGCCAGCCUGAGCAGAGCUGCGCUCAUAGCCAUCCUCGCCUGUGCCUUCAUUCUGUUUGUGAUGAUCAUACUGAUGCUGUCGCUUCGCAGACAGAGCAAAAAGCCCUACCUGACCAAAGAGGAGGAAAACGUGCAUGAGAACAUUGUGCGCUACGAUGAUGAGGGCGGAGGGGAAGAGGACACCGAAGCGUUUGAUAUUUACGCUCUUUGGAGCCCCCGUGUGGAACCACUGGCGAACUACAGUAAACUACGUCAGGACAUGCUGCCGGAGGUCCAGAGCCUUUCGCGCUACGUCCCUCAACCCUGCGUUAGCAGAAUAGGAGAAGAUGGCACUAACGUUCACGGCUACGUGCUGGCCAAAAUUUACGAAGCCGAUUCAGACCCGUGUGCCCCACCGUACGACUCCCUUCAGACGUAUGCAUACGAAGGUGAGGGGUCUAUAGCAGAAUCUCUGAGCUCUUUACAGUCUCCUGCAUCACAAACUGACCACGAAUACGAUUACCUAAACGACUGGGGGCCACGAUUUCACAAACUAGCGGAAAUGUAUGGGGUUAGCGACGAGAACAUCCCAAUGUGGUAGAGAUUGGACUGGGUUAGGCCUCAUAAACAGCAGGAAGCUUAAUGUCUGUUGGACAUGCAGCAAAUGAAAGAAAUGAGAACGUCAUGUUGAUCUGUAAUGGACAGAAGGAUAGCAGAAAUUGAAAACGUUAGUUAAGGAAUUAGAUGAUAGCACUGAGGAAAGAGUGGUCCUCUGGAGAGGAACCAGGCCUAUACACUGUCACAAGGGAAAGAAAACAGAACCACAAGGACCAACAGACAGGAAAAAGAAAGGAUUCACAGACUAAGGACAUUCAUAAAAGGAAGUGCUGCAUAAAAGCCACAUUCUCCAAUAUCCACUGCCACUCAGAAUGUGUCCAGACCAAGCCUAAGAAGUAAUCCAGCCAUUCCACCACUUCAACUGGAAGGUAGGGCUGAACGGGAUUUUGGGGAAAAUAUCUAAUUGCCUACAGUAGCUUGGUGCCACUCAUUAAUAUAUAAGGAGAAUUUCAGCCCAGAAUGUUUUUUCAGCUAGGCACAAUACAGAGCACCCAAUCAGAAUAGAGGUCACUUAUAUAUCGUAUAUCAUUUUUAUUGUCAUGUGAAAAUGAAUUACAUUUACCUAAUGACUUACAUGAUGACAUACAUAAACCCCCAAAGAGUGUCAUAAGUGGAUCUCAGGAAAAAAAUAUCAAAACAAGAAAACUAUAGAAUGUAGGGCCUUUAAUGAUCAGAUUCUUAGCCCUCUGAAGUUGUGUCAUCAUUUUGUAAGUAGCGUCAUGCCCAUAAGGAACUCUGGCAAAGGGGUUGAAAACAUUAGUGGUUUGAAAACUGCAGGUACAUUUCUGUCUUGUGUACCCCCCCCCCCAAUAUCACCGGAUCCUUGGAAUUCUGUAAGUCUGGGAGUCUGUAAAGGAGUUGACAAAUGAACACUGCUACAUACAUGCUUCGAGCAAGCUAACAUUGCUGUGGACUGAAAUGAUGUCACAUGGAAGUGUUAUAUACAGCAUAUGGUAUAAAAACCUCCAUGGGCAUUAAAACCAUGGCCAUUAAUGUAGACUCGGCCCUCCUAUGUGGCAUUAACAGCCGCUGUCCAUGAGAUUUUGGAGUGUGCCAGUGGGAAAUGAUCUCAUUCAGUCAAAAGAGCAUUUGUGAGGUCAGGCACUGAUGGUGGAUGAGAAGGUCAUCCACAUUCCAAUUCAUCCCAAAGGUGUUCAGUGGACUUGAGGCCAGGGCUCUGUGCAGGCCAUUGGAGGUCUUCCACGUCCAACUUGUCAUACCAUGUCUGGAGCUCACUUCGGGCACAUUAUCCCUCCUCCACCAAAUUUUACUGUUGGCACUAUGCAUUUGGGUAGGUAGUGUUCUCCUGAUAUUAAACCCAGAUUCGUCCAUCAGUCUGCCGGAUAAUGAAGUGUGAUUCAUCACUCCAGAGAACACAUUUCCACCGCUCCAGAGUCUAGUGACAGCUUUACACCACUUCAUCUUCAGCUUGACAUUGUGCAUAGUGAUCUUUGGCUUGUGUGCAGCUGCUCGACCAUGGAAACCCAUGUAGCUCCCGCUGCAGUUCUUGUGCUGAUAUUGCUUCAAGAAACAGUCUGGAACCCUUUAAUGUGUGAUGCAAGAGACAAACACUAUGCACAUUAGCACUCAGUGACCCCACUCUGUGAGUUUGUGAGGUCUACCACUUCGUGGCUGAGCUUUUGUUGCUCCUAAACACUUCCAUUUAAAAAUAAUAGCACUUACAGUUGACUGGGGCAGAUCUAUCAGGGCAGACAUUUCACUAACUGACUUGUGACAAUGGUGGUAGCCUAUGAUGGUGCCUACUGCCAGUGUUUGUCUAUGGAGAUUGCAUGGCUAUGUGCUUGAUUUUAUACACCAGUUGCAAUGUGCACAGUUCUUUGUUCCAUAAAGAAAACUAGCUUAGACCUGGAGUUGCUUAUAUGAAAAUGAUGCACACUACAAAAUGACGAAAUGACUUCAAAGGUCUAUUCAGUUCCACUGUGGCAUUAUAUCGACUCUCAACAACCAUGUGGAUUUUAACAUGGCUAUUACCAAGACACAAGGACUCAGUAACAGGUUUGCAUGCAGGAGAGCAAAAUUUACUAUAUCAUGCAUUUUCUUGAGCCAGAUAAAACGUUGACUCUUCAUUCUGAAGACUUUGUGUUUGUAUAAUCUGUUUGAUCUUUGUUGUGGUCUGUCUAUAUGUUAUGUUACGUCGGCACAGAGCCUGGCAUUGAACAGCAUUUGAAACUUUUUUCUUGUCGUCAUCUUCAUUUUUUUUUCAGGAAUUUAUUUAUGCUCUCUUUGUGCUGUUAUUUAUUAUUAUUUUAUAAGUUAUUUUUGAAGUAUGUUUAUCAAAAUGUGACGUUCGCCAUGUCAUAUGCUGUUCAUUUAAUACACUGUAGAGAUCCUUUUAGCAAGUCAGUGGUUGAUAUUCAAUUGUAUUGAUCUUUUAAGUUGUUAUAUUUGACACUCAUGUGGCUGCGGUCAUACAGUUUGAAGAAAGUAGCCUAAGACGAGUUUUGAUGGUGGAAUCUGCUGAAGCAAACAGCCAUUUAAAUCAGUUUAUUAUAUUUGAUUGCUUAUGGCUCGGAAAAAGCUAAAAAAAAACAAAACAUCCUGCGUUAAGUGCCAAAACAACAGUUCUGAAAAUAAAUAAAUACAGUGGGUUGUCUAUUAUUUGUGGAAAUCUACUUGAAAUACUGUAUACUGUAUCAGUCACACCAUGUGAGAAUUUGAAUGUACAUAUUUUUUGUAUACUUAUUAAUAAAA
Messenger RNA from Pygocentrus nattereri (red-bellied piranha), 5671 nucleotides. Its product is annotated as cadherin-20. The transcript has 14 exons. NCBI's taxonomy places the organism in Eukaryota, Metazoa, Chordata, Actinopteri, Characiformes, Serrasalmidae. Bases 564 to 2942 code for a protein of 792 amino acids. The record is from RefSeq and is a predicted model, not a curated record. Gene Ontology annotation, molecular function: cadherin binding; calcium ion binding. Gene Ontology annotation, biological process: calcium-dependent cell-cell adhesion; homophilic cell-cell adhesion; multicellular organism development. Gene Ontology annotation, cellular component: adherens junction; catenin complex; plasma membrane.